AUGGAGCAGCUGGGGGUGGAGCCCGCGGAGGAAGCUGGCCGCGACGAGGAAGAGGACGCGGCUCAGGCCAUGGACCGGGUGGAGGCGGGGGAGGCAGACCGCUCGCCCGGGGUUCAUGGUCAAGUGGUUCCAGAAGGAAGUUCUUCAUCCAGAGUCAUAGUACAUGUGGAUCUGGAUUGCUUUUAUGCACAAGUAGAAAUGAUUUCAAAUCCGGAACUGAAGGGCAAACCUUUAGGAGUUCAGCAGAAAUAUUUGGUGGUUACCUGUAACUAUGAAGCUAGGAAACUUGGAGUUAAGAAACUUAUGAAUGUCAGAGAUGCAAAAGAAAAAUGUCCACAGCUGGUAUUAGUUAAUGGAGAAGAUUUGACUCGUUACAGAGAGAUGUCAUAUAAGGUUACAGAGUUGUUGGAAGAAUUUAGUCCAGUUGUUGAGAGACUUGGAUUUGAUGAAAAUUUUGUGGAUCUAACAGGAAUGGUUGAGAAGAGACUACAGCAGCUUCAAAGUGAUGAACUUUCAGCACUGACUGUGUCGGGUCAUGUGUAUAAUAAUCAGUAUAUAAACCUGCAUGACAUCGUGCACAUCAGACUACUUGUUGGAUCUCAAAUUGCAGCAGAGAUGCGGGAAGCCAUGUAUAAUCAACUGGGUCUCACUGGCUGUGCUGGAGUGGCUUCUAAUAAAUUACUGGCAAAAUUAGUUUCUGGUAUUUUUAAACCAAAUCAGCAAACAGUGUUAUUACCUGAAAGUUCUCAAGUUCUCAUUCAGAGCUUGAGCCAUGUAAAGGAAAUGCCUGGUAUUGGCUAUAAAACUGCCAAACGUCUUGAAGCGCUGGGUAUCAGUAGUGUGCUUGAUCUUCAAACCUUUUCACCCAAAAUAUUAGAAAAGGAGUUAGGAAUUUCAGUUGCUCAGCGUAUCCAGAAACUCAGUUUUGGAGAAGAUAACUCACCUGUGACGCCCUCAGGACCACCUCAGUCCUUUAGUGAGGAAGAUUCAUUUAAAAAAUGUUCAUCAGAAGUCGAAGCUAAAAAUAAGAUUGAAGAACUACUUGCCAGUCUUUUGAACAGAGUAUGCCAAGAUGGAAGGAAGCCACAUACAAUCAGAUUAAUAAUCCGUCGGUAUUCAUCUGAGAAUCACUGUAGCCGUGAGAGUCGUCAGUGCCCUAUUCCAUCUCAUGUGAUUCAGAAGUUAGGGACAGGAAAUUGUGAUGUGAUGACCCCAAUGGUUGAUAUACUUAUGAAACUUUUUCGAAAUAUGGUGAAUGUGAAGAUGCCGUUUCAUCUUACCCUUUUAAGUGUGUGCCUCUGCAACCUUAAAGCAUUAAAUACUGCUAAGAAAGGAACUAUUGAUUAUUAUUUAACACCAUCAUUAUCAACAACUUCACGGUCUGGCAAGCGCAGUUUUAAAAUGAAAGACAGUCAUAUGGAGGAUUUUUCCAAAGACAAAGAAACAAAUUGGGAUUUUCUACCAUCUGGAAGAAUUGAAAGUACAAGAACUGGGGAGGCUCCACUAGAUACUAAUUUUUCUAAAGACAAAGACAGUGAUGAAUUCCCACUCUGCUCACUUCCUGAAGGUAUUGACCAAGAAGUCUUUAAGCAGCUUCCAGUAGAUAUUCAAGAAGAAAUCCUUUCUGGAAAAUCUGGAGAAAAAGUUCAAGGCAAAGGAAGUUUGAGUUGUCCAUUACAUGCCUCUAGAGGAGUAUUAUCUUUCUUUUCUCCAAAACAAAUGCAAGAUAGUCCCUUAAAUCCUACAGAUCAUUUACCCAAUAGUAAACAGAUAUCAUCUGUGUCUCCCUGUGAACCAGGAACAUCAGGUUUAAAUAGCGGUAGUUCCUCUUCGUCUAGCCAAAAGGAUUAUUCACAUUAUGUAGACAGUAGAUUAAAAGAUGAACGAAUGAGUCAAGGACCUAAACAAUCUCAAGGAUUUCAUUUUUCAAAUACAAAGCCUGCCGUAUCUAUUUUCCAUUCAUUUCCAAAUUUGCAGAGUGAGCGACUGUUCUCCAAAAACUGCACUACAGAUAACCAUAAGGAAUCAACAGUGACAGUCUCUCGUCAUGAAAGACUUACAGAAAAUAAAGAGCAAGAUUCUAGUGAUGAGAAAAUUACUUUUCCUUCUGACAUUGAUCCUGAAGUUUUCUAUGAACUACCAGAAGAGGUACAAAAAGAGCUGUUGGCCGACUGGAAGAGAGCAGGGUCAGAUUUGCCCACUGUGCAGAAAUAAGCAUGUUCAGAAGAAAGGUCUAGAAAGCAAAGGAAAAGCCAUUGUUCUCAGAUUUAGCAGUUUAUUAAGCUCCUCUAAAUUAAACACUAAUAGAUAUUCAAUAAUGUAGAAAUCCAAUAUAAAAUGUUCUCGAUAAAAGCAAGUGUAGUUAUGGGAAGUAAAUUCUGGCACAAAGCAUAAAAAUAUUCAUAACAGAAGAAAUAAUGUAAAAUUAUCUUAUUUCUAAAGCUAUUUUGUAUUGCUUUUCAAUAAAAAGAAUAUCAUGGUUA
Odobenus rosmarus divergens (Pacific walrus) is the source of this 2483-nucleotide messenger RNA. RefSeq names its product polymerase (DNA directed) iota (gene POLI). The transcript is spliced from 10 exons. NCBI's taxonomy places the organism in Eukaryota, Metazoa, Chordata, Mammalia, Carnivora, Odobenidae. The record is from RefSeq and is a predicted model, not a curated record. Gene Ontology annotation, biological process: translesion synthesis. Gene Ontology annotation, molecular function: DNA-directed DNA polymerase activity; damaged DNA binding. Bases 1 to 2214 code for a protein of 737 amino acids.